AUGGUCUCCGGUACCGCUGGCAAGACUGCGCCCCGCCUCCUCCAGGACCUCUUCACAUACGACCCCCGCCAUGAAGAGCGCGCUGGCCGCAACCUGUUGACAAGCCCGCCACCCCAAUACGACGCAAAGGCCCCGGCCGUCGCUGCAGUGCCCUUUAGGAACUGCAGACACAAUCUCUUCACCAAAGACCGCCAGUCGAUACCCGUCGAGGCUGGCCGCGAGCCCGACUCGCAAUCCAUAUACAAGGUCGCCUCGUACUGCACCAAGUGUCGUUGGCAUUUCGACGUCGUCGUCGACCACCGCAAUGCUGCUGUGCAGGCCAAGUGGUGUGCAAAGGGAAAUACGGAAUACGCCCUGCACCACUUCCUCUACCAGGGCGAGGAUGGCUCCAAUGGCGUCAACGGCCUCGAGGCCCAGCUGCGCUCACGCACCUACGUCUUCCGCUGCUCAGCACCCGAGUGCUCGAUCCAAGUCCGCAUAAGCAUGAAGCCGCCCUUCUUCUCCGACCAGGACAUCGAGACCUUGACAAACCAAGCCAAGUUGCGCAAAAGAUGGGAAGUCGCGAAGCAGAUUGCUGGCGACCGUGCAGAUGCUGUCAUGGCACGGCGAGUGGACGCUCCCGACUACCUCAACACAUAUCUGCAGGACUCGUUGAACCCGACCAAGGGCAAGGCACGGAUUCCUUUGCUUAACAAGAAGUUCCUUCGGACCUUUGGCAGAGACUGCGAUUCCAUUCUCAAGCGUCUGGGUUUCGAGAACCGUCAAGAAGAAGAGGAUGACGGUACUCUGGUGGAAGCCUGGUACCUCCCCAGGCCGGAGAGCACCGCACACCCUCUCGACUACACCCUACGCACCAAGAUCGAAGAUGCCCGCUACGAGCUGAACACGAUAAUAACCAGUAUUCCCGAGGCCGACCGCACAGGCUGCAGACACCAGCCCAUGCACCCCUUCCCCUCGCGGGACGAGAUGGAGAGGGUACUCGCAUGCGCCGACUACCCCAAGGUGAAAGGACGAGAAACACGUAGCACGAGCCAUGAAGAGGAUCACCCCUAUUAUGCUAGCCUAGGUGCUCUAGCUGAUUUUGACGACUCGUUGAUUCUCUUCGCCUUCUCCCGUCAGGUUGCUGUUGACAUUGAGAACAAGGCCUAUUACUUUGAAUGCUUGCAGGAUCUCGCAGCCGGCCGCCAAAGUGAGACGCUUGCAGUCGAGGUUGCUUUGCUGGCUUCUCAGGGCCUCAUCAGCAAACGGGACUCUCGGCGCGCAUACGAGUACUUUGGUAUUGAUCCAGCACAUGCAGACGUCAUUGGCGACGAUCAUAUCAUUGGUUCCUUCAGGUCUCGGCUGGCUGAUAUCAGCACACUGCAAGCCGAAGAGGCUCGGAAGCAGUUGCGAGUCCUCGGGGACGUACGUGGUAGUGACAAAAUCAAGGCAGAAGCUUCUGGCUCCAUCGAGACGUACGAUCAGGCCAUGGCAUGGUUCGAGCUUGAUCACACUGCACCAGACGACUUUGUUCAGACCAUGUACACACUAAAGACGCAAGACAACCCAGCAGAAAUAGAAACCGCGCAAAAAGCAUUAGAGAUUAUAGCAGAGCACAGACAAAGCGAACGACUGCGGCAUUACCUCAAAUUCGGCACCAUGUCGGAGCCUGAGAUGGACCUUGGCGAUGCAUAUGCUCACUUCCAAGUCUCGGACAGAAGUGUUGCGCUUGACCCGGCUGUUCUGGAUUCUCUACUCAGCACCUACGACAUGGGUACGAGCGAAAGAGCGAGAAUGGAGAAAGCACAUGCUCUCAUUCAGCAAGAUCAGGCCGAGAGGUUCGGCAACCGCCCUGCAAAUGCGAGCAUGCCUGUCGUGCGGCGCAACAACUACCCACUCGACUCAUGGCCAGUUGGUCUCAGGAACAUUGGCAACACAUGUUAUCUAAAUAGCGUGUUGCAAUUUCUCUUCACUAUCAAGCCAUUGCGGGACCUUAUUCUCAAUUGCGAGGAGCACUUGCAAGACCCUUCGCCAGAAGCCCUCAAGGACAAGAAGGUUGGACGGAUGGCAGUCACCCCGGAAAGGGUCAAGACUGCGCAGAAAUUCGUCCGCGAGUUGCGCACCUUUUUCGAGCGUAUGAUUACUGCACCUACCGAUACGGUACAACCUGAAAUAGACUUGGCUUCACUUGCACUGUGCAAAUCAGACAUUUCAGAGGAGACGGUACAGUCACCGGAUGCAGAUGCCACUGGAGUCGCAGGCCUUGGUACCAUUGAUGGAGCGGUCGUCAGUGGCCCCAUGUUACCGCCUGCUGCGGACGAUUCUACGCCAGUCGAGGCUCCUGCAGGAUCCGCUGUAGAGGGCGGUCAUGUCGAUUCAGCAGAUUCUGUCAUGAAGAAUGCCGACACAACUGCUCCUGCAGACUCUGAGAUGAAGGAGGUUAGCUCUACGGACAAUGAUAAAAAGGAUGAGGCUGAUGUCCCUGCUCCACCAACGCGGCCACCUCCAAUUCCACCGCGAGCAGACCCUAAACCGGCUAUCAAAUCCCCUGUUCGGUCAAGCACCACAAUUGGUCGGAUUGAAGAAAGUGCUCGACAGCAGGAUGCCGCAGAGGUCAUGGCUAACAUUUUCGAUCUGAUAUCCUGUGCCAUCACGGGCGACAGUGUUUUACGAGAAGGCGAGCAAGGAGACGCCAUCAAGAAGCUUUUCUUUGGUGAUGUCACAACAGUCAUGGAGAAACCGGAUGGAGUCCAAAAGAAUCAGGAGCUUCGAGACCACUUCCUGGUUGCCACUGGUCGCCGCGAUCGCUCGCUCUACGCGACCUUGGACGAGGAUUUUGGUCUAGGUGAAAUAGAAGGUGGUGGUGGUACCAGAUACGAUUACGUCGAGCAGGCUGCACCUAUUCAGAUCAUCAACGUAAAGCGGCUACAGUACGAAAAGGGCCAGCCCGUAUACGACCACUCGCACAUUGGCCUUGAGAAGACCAUGUACUUAGACCGGUACUUGGCAAGGACACCAAUGCUAGACGAAUCCGAGCUACUGGAACUCCGCAAAGCGCAAUGGGCAAAACAGAAGCAGCUGCGAGAGCUGGACGCAAAGCGGACAAAACUGCAGACGAGCGGUAUUGAGAACAUGAACCUACCAGAGUGUCUUGAAGCCACUAGCGACUUUAUCAAGAGCCUGUCUACAGAGAGGACGGAAGAUGAAGACCAGCAAGCGGCUCCAGCCAGUCUACCAACCCCUCCUCCAGAGUUGUCCGAGACGCUGCACGACCGUGCCACUGAUCUCGCCUCGGAACUUGCAGGCAUUGAUGCCCAGAUGACGAUGCUAGAAUCCGAAAUCAGCAAUGUUUUCGGUGAUUGUACAUCGGUUCCGUACCGGCUGCACGCCGUUUUCGUGCAUCGCGGCGAUGUCAAGGGUGGGCACUACUGGAUCUACAUUUACGAUUUCCAGAACAAAGAAUGGCGAAGCUACAACGACGAUAGGGUGGAGAAGGUUGUAGAUGAGAGCGUAGUACUGGACAAAGAAGAGAGCAGCCGGCCCAAGGUCAGCACGGGCGUGGUGUACGUUCGGGAAGAUCUGGCAGAAGCAUACACAGAGGCCGUGUGCCGGCGGCCCGAGCAACCCAAUAGCGAGGAAAAGGAUGUCGAGAUGAAGGACGCGGUGGAUGGAGCGGACGAGGAGCUGCCCGACCUGGAGCCCGUGGACACAACAAACGUGCCAGUGAUUGAGGGCGUGGAGAAGCUGUAAGCUCUUUUUUACCGAGCGCCAACUCAGCACCCGUUUCUCUGCGCUUUGCAUGGUACUGACAUGACAGUCCACCUUCACGCACGCUCGCCGCGCCAUGUGAAGCGCCGUCAGUCGUCGACUCGAAUGAUUCAGCAAACGAAGACUAUGCCGUUGUGGGGAAGCGAAAAGGCACGCGGCUGGAAUCCCCGCCCAAGAAGGGAAGGCCGCGUGGUGAUGGCACGGAGAGUAUGCCGGUGGAGUUGGAGGAUGAGUGGGUUCAGGUGUAGACGUGGGGUGAGGGGGGUAGCAUAGAUCGAGCAUGUUCUUUAGCAUUGCUAAAUGCAUUUGGAAGGGAAGAGGGUAAUGC
Molecule: messenger RNA, 4075 nt
Organism: Exserohilum turcica Et28A
Lineage: Eukaryota; Fungi; Ascomycota; Dothideomycetes; Pleosporales; Pleosporaceae
Exons: 5
Coding region: 1-3729 (1242 amino acids)
Biological process (GO): regulation of proteasomal protein catabolic process; protein deubiquitination; proteasome-mediated ubiquitin-dependent protein catabolic process
Molecular function (GO): cysteine-type deubiquitinase activity; proteasome binding
Source: RefSeq, a predicted model, not a curated record